GAGGGCGGGCGGUGAGAAACUAAAGCAUAGAAAGUCUCAUUGCAGUAAAAGCGGGAGAAAUAAGCCUGAGCAUGCACAGCAGACAGAGCAUGAGCCCCUGUCUGCGAAAGCAGUGCCUUCGCCUGGCCUUCUUUCUCCUCCAUCUCCUGGGCCAGGCCGCUGCGACUCAGCGUUGUCCUUCCCCGUGCCCGGGCCGGUGCCCCGCAGUGCCGCCGUCAUGCGCCCCCGGGGUUCCCGCCGUGCUGGACGGCUGCUCCUGUUGCCUGGUGUGCGCCCGCCAGCGCGGCGAGAGCUGCUCGGAGCUGGAGCCGUGCGAGGAGAGCAGCGGUCUCUACUGCGACCGCAGCGCGGACCCCCGUGCCCAAACUGGCAUCUGCAUGGUGCUAGAAGGAGACAACUGUGUGUUCGAUGGGGUCAUUUACCGGAGUGGAGAGACCUUCCAGCCCAGCUGCAAAUACCAGUGCGCCUGCAGGGACGGGCAGAUUGGCUGCGUGCCACGCUGCAACCACGACCUGCUACUGCCGCGACCUGACUGCCCAGCUCCUCGGAAAGUUGAGGUGCCGGGAGAGUGCUGUGAAAAGUGGGUCUGUGACCCGGAUGAGGAGGGGGCGUUGGGAGGCCUCGCCCUACCAGCCUACAGACCGGAAGCCACCCUAGGAGUUGAAGUCUCUGACUCCAGUGUCAACUGCAUCGAGCAGACAACAGAGUGGAGUGCAUGUUCCCGGAGCUGUGGCAUGGGUUUCUCCACUCGGGUCACCAACAGGAAUCAUCAGUGUGAGAUGGUGAAGCAGAGUCGGCUGUGCAUGGUGCGGCCCUGUGAGCAAGAGCCGGAGCAGCCGGCAGACAAGAAAGGAAAAAAGUGUCUCCGCACCAAGAAGUCACUCAAAGCCAUCCAUCUGCAGUUCAAGAAUUGUACCAGCCUGCACACCUACAAACCCAGGUUCUGUGGAGUCUGCAGCGAUGGCCGCUGCUGCACACCCCACAACACUAAAACCGUCCACGUGGAAUUCCAGUGCUCCCCAGGGCAAAUCAUCAAGAAACCAGUAAUGGUCAUCGGGACAUGUGCCUGUCACACCAACUGUCCUCAGAACAAUGAGGCCUUCCUCCAGGAGCUGGAGCUGAAGACCAGUGGAGGGGAAAUGUAACACGUGUCCCUGGAGGAGCACACCUGCAGAGGCAAACUGCAGCUGCUGCAUGACGCAUCAUCAAAGGAAUAUAAGAAAAAUAACGAAGAGUCAUCAUUUCAUCCCUGAGUCCUAGGUAUCAUAUUGUCUGAAGUCAUUUGAGGUCAUUUAUGUCUUUUUCUUUUUUUCUUUUUUUUUUUUUUUGACGAACGAUAGGAUUAACCGUAGACUUGGAAUGAGCAUAAGCUCAGGAUAGAGCUUAGGGAUGACUUUUCUCUGGUGUUUUUAACAAAUGCAAAUUUCUAUAAAUUUAAGAAAUCAGAUAUAUGUUUCACUUUGUAGACUAUAUGACAUUACACUCGUUUUAUUUGUUGUAAGCUAGUGCAAUUCCAAGAAAAUAUCACUGUAAAUGACACAGCGGAGUCCAAGAGCAUGAUGAACAUGCUUUCAAACAAAUAUUUCACUGUACAUUGGGGUUUGAUUUCAGGAUUCUCUGUUGAGCUCCCUUUGUGGGUAGCUCAACUUUGAACUUGCAAGUCCAAGAUCCAAGGUAAUGUGUAGCUAUUCAACUUGAAAUCCAGAGACUAUUAAUUUUAUGCUUUAUUUGUGCACUAGGAAACGUGCUGUAUUUACGGUAAGGAAAUGUUUGUUAAUGAGGUGGACUGGUGUCACAAACUCUCCAUUUCAGACAAAUUGACACCUUUCCGAUAGAAAGAAGCUGAACAGAGUACUCUCCCUAACAUAGCCAUGACUGGCCCUGAUAGCCCUCAUGCAUUUGUAUGUGUUGGAGACUGCUGGGGUUCUCCUUUUUUUUUUUUUAUUUCUGUGGGUCAGCACAUAUUUUCAGGCAUCUCCUGAUCUUAAUGAUGAGGAAACUAAGGCCCAAAGCACCUAAACGAAUCAAAGUCUUGCUUACAACCUCUGAUGCCUUUCAAAUGGCCUUUAAUGGGAGUUUGACUAAGAAUAACAAGCACUUGUGCUGAGAUACUGCAAAUUUUAUGAGAGUUUAGAAUUAUUGUAGACAUGCCCAAAACUGAUCCUUGGGCCUUAAUUAUGAAAACCUGCAAUCAAGAUAUAUGUGAACGCACUUGUCUAAUUUGUUAGGCUACAAGAUAGGCUACAAAAUUAAAUCCAUACCUUCUUCUAUGGCAGCAUCUGUGUUCAGCUUUUCUCCUUGAAAGUAUUUAUAUAAAUAUAAAUUGUACAUUUUGUAAAAUACUCUUUUUAACUACCAUACUUGUCGGACAUCACUAAAUAAACGUGAUCUCAUCAAUGCGUGAUUCUGCUAUUACUUUUGUGCUUAUAGUUUUAACGCAAUUUUUAUUGAAAAUAAAAAUAAAAUAGAAAUGUAUGGACUACG
Messenger RNA from Choloepus didactylus (southern two-toed sloth), 2484 nucleotides. It is a transcript of the gene CCN3, whose product is annotated as cellular communication network factor 3. The transcript has 5 exons. Gene Ontology annotation, molecular function: heparin binding; integrin binding. Gene Ontology annotation, biological process: cell adhesion; signal transduction. The coding region runs from base 72 to 1145 and encodes 357 amino acids. Gene Ontology annotation, cellular component: extracellular region; extracellular matrix. The record is from RefSeq and is a predicted model, not a curated record. Lineage: Eukaryota; Metazoa; Chordata; Mammalia; Pilosa; Megalonychidae.